Molecule: messenger RNA, 7333 nt
Organism: Macrosteles quadrilineatus (aster leafhopper)
Lineage: Eukaryota; Metazoa; Arthropoda; Insecta; Hemiptera; Cicadellidae
Product: polyhomeotic-proximal chromatin protein-like
Exons: 20
Coding region: 200-3286 (1028 amino acids)
Cellular component (GO): PRC1 complex; nucleus
Molecular function (GO): protein binding; zinc ion binding
Source: RefSeq, a predicted model, not a curated record
UCUGUUCGGCGUUUCUCGUUUUGGGUUGGUGUUGGUGAUUUCGCGUCUGUGCCCUGUGCCUGUGCCUUCCCCCGCUCCCGUGUAUGUGCUAUGAUGACGUAGUGUUCUUGUUGGUUGUCCCUAAAAGACAGAAAAAAUGACUGCCAACUAAAGUGUCAGAGAUCCAAGUCUUCCAUUUAGCAUACAACAGAGAGACAGAAUGAACGACAUGAGCGAUGCCAACAAACAACAACAACAGAACCAGCAACAACAACAGUUGCAGCAGCAGCAAAAUGAUCACCAGCAGCAGCAACAACAGCAGCAGCAACAGCAACAACAGCAGCAACAACAACAGCAGCAACAGGUGAUGCAGCAACAACAUGACAACAUGAUGCAACAGGGGGGCCAACAACAAGGGGUCACUCCUUCUGCACUGAUAGUCAACACUGCCAACAUUCAACAACAACAGCAACAACUGCAGGUACAGCAGAAUAAUCAGCAGCAGUUGCAGCAACUACAGCAGCAGAUGCAGCAAGUGCCUCAGUCUCAGGGGAACACAAUGCAGCUGGGAUCCAUUUCUUUGCAGCAGGGAGGGCAGACGACGCUGACACAAGCACCACUCAAUCAGCUGACCCAGGGCAGUGGUACCAACACGCUGACUACCAUGCAAGCACCUCUGGGCACCAUGGCACUGCCUGGCAACAUGCAGCAAAUACACACACCUCAGUCUGGCACAACAACAAUCACCACAAUGUCCACACUGCAGCAUGGGCAACAUCCAAUACAAGCCCAGACCCCGGCCCCGCAGCAGGGUCAGAUACAGCAGGUCAGCGACUGGGCCAGUGGUCGGGUGCAGGUUAUUCAGCAGCCAUAUCUUCCGCAGAUGUACAGCACGCAGGGUGGCCAACUACUCAUGCCGGGCAACAUAGCUCUACACCCGGCUGGCAUGAACCCUGGGGGCUCCAUCCAGGUUAUAGCCGCUGGAAAACCUUUCCAGCCCAACCAACUGGCCUCUCACAUGAUCACACAGGGCAAGCUCACCCAGGGACAGCCUACAUCGUUCCCGUCUUACGCCACCAUCCCCACCACCACCAACCAGACGCUGCUCAUCAGUCAGGUUGCCCUGGGUAGUAGUCAGCCCAACAUCCUGCCUGCCCACUCCAACAAGCAGGACAUGCAAAAGAUGAAAGGUGUCAAUGUGGUGGCUGGAGGUCAGUUGAAAACAUCAGAGUCAGGAGCGCUGGCCACUCAAGGCCAGUUACACUCUGGUGUCAUAGGCCAGGGACAGCAGAUAUUGCCAAUACAGUAUGCGACGUGCCAGGGCGGCCGCACCGUGCAGCAGAAUACACCGCAGCCGAUGCAGUUCUCUCCGUGGCAGUUCAACACAGGCCUGCCGCAGGGCAUCGCGUGGGCUACACCACAGCCUCUGCUCACUACGCAGAACCCCAUCUUCAUCCGAGGCGCUACACAGCAGGACGGCACCACGCCCAUGUUUAUACAGAGUCCUCCGCCACAGUCCAUACACACGCAGCAUGGUGGAGUACAGGGAGGGUUGCCUAAUCUGACUCAGAUCGCAGUCAGCGGCAACACAACUUCUGUGGUGGGGGCUAAGCCUCGCAACUCAUCAGACAACAUACAACCUAAAGGUAGUCAGCCAGGAGUCCGCCAACUGAGUAACAUCCUGCCUAGCAACCAGCCAGCCAUCCGACCUGCCUCAUCAGUGUCUACUCAGACAGCUGUCAACCAACACAUCACCCAGGCGCAGAUGCAGAAUCAGAAAGCACAGGCCAAGAUGAGAGCUAAGCCGAUGAUCCGUGCUGGGGUGGGGGGACAGAAAGCAGAUGCGGCCAACCAGACAAAGCCUCAGACCAUGGGUAGUCCUCAGCAUCAGCAACUGCAGUCCAACAAGAUGAUUCUGACAAGUGCUGGCACGAUUGUGGCUAGUCCUCAACAGAUGACUCAGGAACAGAUGAAACAACAACAGCAGCAGAUGCAGCAACAGAAGCUGCCUCAGCAACAACAACUGGUCAUGUCUCCUCAGCAGAUCACCACUUACCAGCAACAACAGUUAAUUCAGCCCAAACCUCCACCUAUCAUAGGUAUGGCUGUUACCUUGCAACACCAACAACAGAUGCAACAUCAACAGAUGGUCCAGCAACAAAUGGUUCAACAACAACAGCAGCAGCAGCAACAACAACAACAGCAGCAGCAGCAACAGCAACAACAGCAGCAGCAACAACAACAGCAAGCACAACAGCAACAGUUGGUUGCUCAACAACAAGCUCAAGCUCAGGCUCAGGCUCAAGCCCAAGCCCAAGCCCAAGCUCAAGUUCAGCAGGCAUUAUCUCAGCAGCCUCAGCCUAUUCAGAUGGUGGAGAGGCCGGUGAUGACAGUGACGUCGAUGCCCCCUGCCCCCACGCUGGCUCCUCCCCCCGCCAAGGAGGAUGACAAGACGGGGGAUGGUGCAGGGGAGGUAGCUGCUGUAGACACACACACUGAGGUUGUGGCGGGGGUGACAGAUCAGGCGGCGCUAGAGCAGACGACGGCCAAGACAGAUGCCCCGCCUACAGAGGAGCCUGCUAGAGAGAGGGAUCUACCCAAGGCUCUAGUCAAACCUCAGGUCCUGACACAUGUUAUCGAGGGAUUCGUCAUACAAGAAGCGGCAGAACCGUUCCCGACCAACAGGAGCAACUCUCUACUGUCUGAGCUGGCGCAAGUGGCUCGCUCGGAGAAGGAGAUCAGAACCAAACUGAUGUCUGCAGACGAGCCUCCGUUAAAAAAACAAGCUUUGGAGGGAGCCAAGUCUGACUCGGACAAAUGUGAGAACUGCGGAAAGACUGACGUGAAACUAAAACUGAAGAAGGGGAAACGCUUCUGCACAGUUGCCUGCAAAAGAGCUUUUGCCAAACGGCAGCCAGACGGGAAGGGCAAGGACUGGGGUGGGGACAGUGCAGACAUGGACACCAACGACUCUGCUGGUGAGAGUAGCAAUCCUUCCCCUGGUGAAACGACUGUCAACCCUGCAAUGGACCUGGACGACUCCGACAACAUGCCCAAGGUCAACCCGCUCAAGUGGACGGUGGCUGAUGUUUGUGAGUUUAUCCGAGCACUGCCAGGGUGUAUGGACUACGCUGAGGACUUUGCUAUCCAGGAGAUUGACGGCCAGGCCCUCAUGUUGCUCAAGGCUGACCACCUCAUGUCUGCUAUGUCUAUGAAGCUCGGCCCGGCGCUCAAGAUCUGUGCCAAGAUAGACACGAUGCGAGCCACAACACCACAGCCCGGCGCUCAAGCCAGUCCUGAGAAAUGAAGCCGUCACUACCCGUAACUUUUUAUGAUCUGAUCACUGACACUACAGUUACCAUUCAUCGCUCAUUCACUUCGCUCAAUCUGUCUCUCGCUUUGCAAACGGUUUCUGAAAUGUCUUAAAAAGUCAAGCUGUGGCACUUGUUUUGCAAUGGAAAGUUAAGAUAUUUACAAGCAUCUUUUCAAAACCAAGAUUUAUGCUAGUUAAAUCCCACAGUUUACUUGGGCACUGAUAUGUAAACAAACUCUUAGAAUCAAGUAUUUAGUCUUUUAAACAAUCAAAUGGUUAAACAAGCAAGUCUGAUGUAUUAUAAUUGUACUUCAUGAAGUUAAAUAACAUUUUACAAUCACUAUAAGUGAUUAAAUUGUUUUUUUUUAUACUUACAAUACACAUUAUAUUGUGUAAUGGAAUUUAAAGGGCUACUAGGCAAAACCCGUCAAAAUUGACAGUUACUUUCAAGCUUAAGCUAAUUCAUCUAACUGCGAUAAAUAGAGUGAAAUUUUACUAAUUUUGAGCAUUUAGCAUUGUUUGUUUAAUGAGUAAUAAGUGUAAAAACAAUAAUUACUAUUGGGUUGGUUACAAAAUAUGGUUGAUCAUUCAAUGAAUAAAAUAUAAAACAUAGGUUUACGUGAAAUUUCCAAACAUGGUAUUUACAUGAAAAAUCGCUACAUAAGUAGCGUACUAUAACUACUUCCCCAACACUUGUUAUUUAUUGUUUAAUUUAUCUCCCUCAGCUAUCUAGCUGAGAGGUAAUUUGUGAUAGUUGUGUCUAUGUUGGAAGGCAGGGAUCUGUGAUGCACUAUUGAGAUAUUGCUACAGAUGAAACAUUCUGGGAGUCAAGUGUUAAUGGGUCAUUCGCUUAGUUUGUAAUGCCAAAGUCAGCAAAGCACACUUUUCUGUAUAUUUUAAGCUGAGUUUGAAUUAAGAGUGAGUCUAGAAUAGGGUGAGGUGAUCUGUGUUGCUUUGUUACUGACAGUUGUUUUUUUAUUAACUUCUUCUUGUUAACUUUUCCAAUUACUGCACAGUCAAAUACUGACAAACGAGCAUAAGUAAGAAAAAUACCCCCGCCGCAACAAACCUGCCGACUAAGCAAAUUUCCAUGUGUCUAAGUUGAUUUCCAAUUAAAUCUAUUCAAAUAACUUAGAUCUCUGGUGACAUAAAAAUUAAAAAGUAAAUCGGUCCCGGGCCUAGGUCUUGCCAUGCCACCCACGGUAAUAGCUACUUCCCUAUAGGGAAAUUCGCUAAAAUUGGGGAUAAAGAUUCUUCAUCAUCACUACCAAGUGCACCUCCCCUCCUAUAAGACUUGUUCACUAUUCAAUAAAAAAAGGCUCAAACCAUUUAUACAACUAGACAUUCCGCCCCAUGUUAACACUUUUGCCAGUGUUUUAAUCAAAAUCAUCGUAGUUGAUGUAAGCCACUGACAUAUUGGGCUUAUGUUUUUACCAAGUCCAACUGAUGAAACAACUUAUUGUGAGCUAUAGCAAGUCUUUAAGACCGAUAAUGUAUGUCAGCAAUAAAAAAAUAUGGUAGAACAUAUAAUUUUUAGACACUAGCACAUACUGUGACUGGCUUACCCAACUAUGUUCUUUGAAACAAAUUGGCAAAAGCUAUAUCAUAGGCUAUAUAUAUAUAUACAUAGGACCACUAUAGAUGGAAUGUCUACUUCAGUAUCCAAUAGUAAAUGAUUGAAUGUUCUAGAUUAGCAGAGUUUUACUGUAAAAAUGACACUCACUUCCGCUCUCGGAAUGUUUCUUCUGCAUUACCUUUCUUUGGAUGUUCUAAUCGACUUCUGGUAUUUAAGAAUUUAAUUUGGCGUUAUAAAAGGUACUAUGGAUAUUCUUUGUAAUCCUUCAAUGGUACUAAGAAUUCAAGGUAAACAAUUUGGUGAAGGAAUUUUACCAGAAAUAUUGAAAAAAUAUUUUUACGCCACACUACAAUGUUUUGAAGGAUUUAGUCCAGAAAACAGCUGUUUGCCGCCAGCUUAUUCGAAUGGGGUUUUAUUGCGUACUACUGUACUUCAAUGAGUUUUACCGGACACCAAUCAGCUGAUUAUACUGUAUUUAGGUGGCAAUGAGUGGUUAUAAACAAAAAAAAAACAUCUCUUAGAGGUUAUGACUAGUGAUUUUUAGUCCUUUAGUUGGUGGAAAUAUAUAGGGAUUUGUACGGAUUUAGUAGUAUGGUGUAAACUAUCAUACGUAACUCGUCCAAAAUGUGUGUACCGGACUCGUUCUGGUAAACAUUCAUUUUCAGGACUAGUAACGUAAUAUACUAUUACCAUAAACAAUUGAUUUGGAAAAGUUAUGAUAAAAUUGAAUUUGUAAUGUUUUUGUUAAAUAUGCAUUAGCAAUUAAACAAAUUGUCCUGUUUCCUUAGAAAUUUCAAGAGCAAAUAUGUCUAUUUGUUGCUUUGAUAUAACCUUUUUAUAUGCGCUUUCCGUUGUAUUAGGGAUGUCAUUUUGUGAAAAGUGUUGUUGGUCGUUUAUUAAUUUUGCUAUUUGUAAAUAAUGUAUGAAUAUAGAUUUUGUACCGAUUUUGUAAAAACUUUGUACAAAACGUAAUUUUUCCUAUCCUAGAUAUAAGCAUUUUAGUGACUGAUGGCUGUUAAAAAUAAAAUAUAGUAAAGGAUGGUUUAAAUAACAAGUAUUACAGUUUGGGCAGUCAAACAUUUAUCUUAAUUUUAAUGGUUUUGCAAUGCAUUAGCCAAUCAUACAAUUAAAAAUAGGGUUCACAUAGAAUGUUAGUUUGGUAAAGUAAUCAACAACAUGCCUUUGAACUGAAUAGUAUAAACUCUUAUCACUACUCUGUAAAGUUUUUUUUUACUAUAAUUUCAUGCUAAAAAUUCUUGUUACGGCCAAAUUUGUUAACUAAUUAAAAAUGGCCUUAAAGAAAUAGUUUUCCUGUGCAAUCUCUAUUAUAAAACAGAGCUAAUUCCUACAAUGUAUCUUAUUGUAUGUCUAACUUCGUUUUUUUUUUUUUUUUUUUUUUUUUUUUUUUUUGUUAACCAUACAGGAUAUAUGUUUAUUUGAGUUAUAAUGUUGAAAGAAGGAAAAUAAGUGUUUUAGUUGUAUCAUAUUUUGCAGCUGUCAACAGCAUUCAAUGUGGAAUUUAUCAUAACUCACAUUCCAUGGUUAAAGUAGACAUGAAAAUCUUGGAUUAUAGGAGUUUUUCUUUUUUUUAUGUCCCACCUUUACAUCCUAGAACGCUCGGUUCUCCUGGGACUGUUUGCUUCCCAAUAAAGUCAAUAGUUAGACUUAUUGAGGUUUUGGAUCUCUUCUAGCAAUCUAUUUACGCUGAUCUGUAGAGGUUAGGUCAUUACCACAUAUUUUAUCAGAUGACUCGUUGGUACAAGUUAAGCUUGGAUCUUCUGAGUAGUCCCACCUAACCUAAUGUUUUCUUUUCGGGUAUCACCUGUUUUUAGUCUGAAAAAGGAUUGCUGGAGGGGAUCCAGAAUCUUGACAACUUUUGAUACCCCUUAAAGACAAUAUUUUGAAUGGGGUUAUUCACUGCAAGCUGAGCCUGCUGAGGGAAAUUUUAGUGAUUCCAAUAGGUAAAUUUCAAAUGCAAUUGGUACUUGUGUUUGGACAACUUGUACACAAUAGCAUAUUUUAAGUCACAAAAACUAUCUCAGUAACAAAAUUCUAUUAGGGAAGCUGAGAUGGGAUCACAAUCCCUUUUACUUGCUUUCAAACUUAUAAUUUCAAUCCUGGCAAAUCAUUAAUAAAAAAUGUUACCCUAUCUUGUCAUCCAUAAUGAAGCAGACUUAACCCUGCUCAAAGAGAUUUCAUUGGAACUGAUCAAAUGUGUUAGAUACAAUUAGGUAGUGUGCAAUGUAUACUUUAAACUAGUCCAACUAUUGUUGGCUGGGAGUUAAAAGCAAAACUGUUGUAUAUAAUUUACAUGUGUUGUUUUGACUGAUAUCUUUAUUUAUUAAAAUUAUUUUAUGUUUUGUACAUAAUAUCUAGCUUUUUGUUAUGUUUAAAUGUAAUUUGUAUAUUAAUUUGUCUCCCGACACUGCCAGUUUACAAUAUUAAAACAAAUUGAUAAUUUUUCA